AUGGACUACAUGAUCCCCAACCUCGACUUCCUCCUCCCAACCUUAUCCCAACUUAAAUCACAGGCUGUCUCGCGGCUAGACACGAAUCCAACCACGACGGCUCUCCUCGCUGCAGGCUUCGUUCUAGCGGCUUUCUGGUGUGGCAGUACUUUCCAGAAUAAGAGGAAGUUUGCGCGGAGGAGGAAGGGUCUGCCGCUCCCCCCUGGACCGAAAGGUACACCUCUACUGGGUAACUUGCUGCAGAUACCGCAAGAGCAUUCGUGGAAGGUUUAUGCGGAAUGGAAGGAGGAAUAUGGCGAUAUUAUUUACCUGGAAGCACUCGGUCAACGUAUUAUCGUUCUCAAUUCACUGGAGGAUAUCGAGGCUCUGUUGUCCAAGCGCGCCACGAAUUACUCGGAUAGAGUGUGGAGUCCAAUUAUCGGCUUGAUGCGAGUAACUUGGGGAUUCUCAGUCAUGAACUACGGACAAGAGUGGAGGGAACGACGAAAAGUCUUCCACCAGUUCUUCCAUAACAAUAAGCGGAAUAUCCACCCGGUUAUUGAAGAAGAGAUAAAGGCGACAAUGAAGAAAUUGGGCGCUUCCAGUGAUGGGGGAUCCAUCAUCCGGGAUGAGCUUCGUUCGAUGUUCGGCAUGAUAAUCCUGCGCGUUACCUACGGAUCCUACCCAAAGCAAAGCUCAGGAUCUGACGAACCACCAUUCCUAAGCCAAAUCCUUCCCAAAGCACAAGCCCUCGUUCUAGGUUUCACCGAGUACUCUACUCCAGGCCGACUCCUGGUCAGUACCUUUCCCAGCAUGAGGCUCAUACCAUCCUGGUUCCCGGGUGCCGGAUGGAAGAGGGCCCUCAACGAGCUGGCGGAUUUGAGUGAUUAUGUGUAUGAGAAACCUUGGGAGGAUACCUUGGAGAGGGCGAAAAAGGGCGUUCAGAGUGAAUACCCCAGCUUUUCAACGGAGCUGAUUCAGGAGUUUGCGGAAGAGGGAACAGAGAAACGGAAGAGGCAGGAGCUGGUGGCGAAGGAUGCAGCUGGACAGGCUUAUGCUGCCGGUUCGGACGCUAGCGUUGCCACAGUCUAUGCCCUCGUCUUGGCACUCGCCAUGCACCCCGAAGUGCAACGCAAAGCUCAACGCGAAAUCGACGCCAUUCUCAACACGGACGAAAGACUACCCACGUUUGAAGAUCUGGCGCGACUACCCUAUAUCCAUGCGAUUGUAAAGGAAGUUGAGCGGUGGCAUACCACCGUGCCUUUAGCUGUGCCACAUCUGUCGACGCGGGAUGAUGUCUACAAAGGAUAUUUCAUUCCCGAAAAGACCAUUAUCAUGCCUAAUACCUGGGCGGUAAUGCACGAUCCGACGCGGUUCCCUGAGCCCGAUUCCUUCAAGCCCGAACGAUACCUGACCAAAGACGGGAAGAUUGUCACCUCCGUUUUAGACUCGGAAGACGUCGCAUUUGGCUACGGACGACGAAUCUGCCCUGGUCGGGAAAUGGCUUCGGAUACACUGCUCCUCCUAGCACUGAGCCUCCUAGCUUGCUUCGACAUCAAACCAGGAGUAGACAAGGCCACUGGGACCAGAAAGAAACUGAAGAUGGAAACCCCAACUGGUUUGAUCGCGAUGCCCAUGCCGUUCGAUUGCGAGGUUACGCCUCGUUCACCGAAACACUUGAGUCUACUGAAGACCCUUUAA
Messenger RNA from Coprinopsis cinerea okayama7#130, 1680 nucleotides. RefSeq lists its product as hypothetical. The transcript is spliced from 11 exons. Gene Ontology annotation, molecular function: monooxygenase activity; iron ion binding; oxidoreductase activity, acting on paired donors, with incorporation or reduction of molecular oxygen. The record is from RefSeq and is a predicted model, not a curated record. Lineage: Eukaryota; Fungi; Basidiomycota; Agaricomycetes; Agaricales; Psathyrellaceae. The coding region runs from base 1 to 1680 and encodes 559 amino acids.